GCGCUCAGCGGGCUGCGCGGAGGCGGCAAGGCGGCGCUGGGGGCCUGGCUCGGGCGGCAGCUGCGGCUGCUGCGGAUGGGAGCGGGCCGGCUCGGCGCGCCUAUGGAGCGCCAGGGCAAGGCUGCCGCCACCUCAGCCGCGGCCGGCGAGUCGACGUCUGCGGACCCCGAAGCGCGGAGGCGGGAGCCGCUCAGGCGCCGGGCGAGUAGCGCGGCGCCGCCGGGGUCCGGGGCGGAGGAGGGCGUGAGACGGGAGCGGCCGGGCUCCCUCGGCGGCUCCGCCUCGGCCGCCCGCCCGCGCGGCGAGGGCCUCCGGAAGAGGCGGCCGCUUUUUCCAUGGUUUGGCUUGGAUAUUGGUGGAACCCUGGUCAAGCUGGUUUAUUUUGAACCUAAAGACAUCACUGCUGAAGAAGAAAAGGAGGAAGUGGAGAGUCUGAAAAGCAUUCGGAAGUACCUGACCUCCAAUGUGGCUUAUGGAUCAACAGGAAUUCGGGACGUGCACCUCGAGCUGAAGGACCUGACUCUGUGUGGACGCAAAGGCAAUCUGCACUUUAUACGCUUUCCCACUCAUGACAUGCCUGCUUUUAUUCAAAUGGGCAGAGAUAAAAACUUCUCGAGUCUCCACACUGUCUUUUGUGCCACUGGAGGUGGAUCAUACAAAUUUGAGCAGGAUUUUCUCACAAUAGGUGAUCUUCAACUUCGAAAACUGGAUGAACUAGAUUGCUUAAUAAAAGGAAUUUUGUACAUUGACUCAGUUGGAUUCAAUGGACGGUCACAGUGCUAUUAUUUUGAAAACCCUGCUGAUUCUGAAAAAUGUCAGAAGCUACCAUUUGAUUUGAAAAAUCCAUACCCUCUGCUUCUGGUGAACAUCGGCUCAGGGGUUAGCAUCUUAGCAGUCUAUUCCAAAGAUAAUUAUAAGAGGGUCACAGGCACCAGUCUUGGAGGAGGAACUUUCUUUGGUCUCUGCUGUCUUCUUACUGGCUGUAGCACUUUUGAAGAAGCACUUGAGAUGGCGUCUCGUGGGGAUAGCACCAAAGUGGACAAAUUAGUUCGAGACAUUUAUGGAGGAGACUAUGAGAGGUUUGGCUUGCCAGGUUGGGCUGUGGCUUCAAGUUUCGGAAACAUGAUGAGCAAGGAGAAGAGAGAGGCUGCCAGUAAGGAGGACCUUGCCAGAGCAACUUUGAUCACCAUCACCAACAACAUUGGCUCCAUAGCAAGAAUGUGUGCCCUUAAUGAAAACAUUAACCAGGUCGUAUUUGUCGGCAAUUUCCUGAGAGUCAACACAAUCGCCAUGCGGCUUCUAGCGUAUGCUCUGGAUUACUGGUCUAAGGGGCAGCUGAAAGCACUGUUUUCAGAGCAUGAGGGUUAUUUUGGAGCUGUUGGUGCACUCCUUGAGCUGUUGAAGAUACCCUGACAGUUACCCAGAGGACUUCCUGAAUCCUGCCACAGGGACAUCUGUGGACUUGUUGGAUUUUUUUGUUUUUUUAAAGAGACUCAAGUUUUAUGAUCGUGUACUACUCAAAUCAGAGCAAGAAACAAAUGUAUUUUUCUAAGUCAUCAAGAUAAAUUUCUAAAAUUCUAA
Meriones unguiculatus (Mongolian gerbil) is the source of this 1581-nucleotide messenger RNA. RefSeq names its product pantothenate kinase 2 (gene Pank2). Bases 76 to 1413 code for a protein of 445 amino acids. The record is from RefSeq and is a predicted model, not a curated record. NCBI's taxonomy places the organism in Eukaryota, Metazoa, Chordata, Mammalia, Rodentia, Muridae. Gene Ontology annotation, cellular component: cytosol; nucleus. The transcript is spliced from 7 exons. Gene Ontology annotation, molecular function: pantothenate kinase activity; ATP binding. Gene Ontology annotation, biological process: coenzyme A biosynthetic process.